Capronia coronata CBS 617.96 is the source of this 1146-nucleotide messenger RNA. RefSeq lists its product as uncharacterized. The record is from RefSeq and is a predicted model, not a curated record. The transcript is spliced from 3 exons. NCBI's taxonomy places the organism in Eukaryota, Fungi, Ascomycota, Eurotiomycetes, Chaetothyriales, Herpotrichiellaceae. Bases 1 to 1146 code for a protein of 381 amino acids.
AUGGCUCCUACCACUAUCGACGAGAACCAUGUUCUCCUGUACAAGUGCCUGCAAUCCACCAAUGCGAAGAUCGAUUACAGCACUCUCGCCGCGUUGACAGGAUUGACGGUCGGAGCUGCCACCAAGCGCUAUGCCCGACUCAAGGAAAAGAUCGAAACCUCAAUUGCUGCCAGCGCAGGUGCUGUUCAGAGUCCGAAAGCAGCACCCAAGAAGUCCACUACGAGCAAGGGCACUGCCGCGCGCCAGCGUAAGGCCAAAGCCGUCUCUGGUCAAGACAUGUCGGCAGCCUCAAUUGCAGGGAAAGACAAUGAGUCUGAUGUCGCAGUCAAGGACGAAGCUGAUGUCGAGCCCACUGUCCCAAAACGCCAGACACGAGGACGGAAGAUUGACUACAACACAAUGUUUGGCGAUGACGUUUCGGCCCCAGGCUCUGGCGAUGACAGUGAGGAUGAUUUUGCCCUUGACGACAUUCGUGCCAAAGAAGAAGAACAUGAGGAUGAUCUAGAAAUGGAUUCAGACGCGAAUGUGAAGCGCUCUGCUAAGAGAGUCAAGACGAGCAUGCAAACCCCAACCAAGGCGUCGGCCAAAGAUCCUGCCACCCCAAAGGCACAGCGCCAGAGCACUGGCAAGAAGCCUACCGGUGCAGCAGCACGACAGGCUACCAGUGUGACCGAGGCGACAGCUAAAUGCAGCAUCUACUCUCCUGAUAAACCUCUGCCGAGCAUUGAGAAGUCUCCUCCGCCCGCUCGUGCCAGUGGAAGUGGAAACGGCAUUGGUGUUGGAGCUGGACUUGGACCCCGAGUUGGCUCUGCAAAGCGUCGCGCACCGCUCAACGAUGAUUUCGACCUAAAAUCUCUUCAGCCAGGUACUUUCAUUCCGUUCCCUGCAAAACGACAGCAGCCACUCUCGCCGAUCAUGUCGUGUGCUCCCUCCACCUUCGUUACAGCUGGCAGUCGAGGCAUGAGUCCGUCUGCUGCAUCGUCGCAAGACUCGGCCGGUGAAAUGCUUCAGCGUGAACUGGAUGAAGUUGACAUAAUUCGUCCUGAAGACAGCGUGUCAAUGGUUGGCCGCGGUCGUGACCUUGAGAGUACUCCCGUCAGUCCUGGCCAGAACAAGUUCCCGCUCUUCCGGGGCCUGUUGGACUGA